AUGAUGGCAACGAUAACAUCAAACCUAUUAUCAUCAUUACAAUCAUUUAAACAUACUUCAAAUGCAGCCAUUCCAACUAUAAUAGAUUUACCAUCAAACAAGUUUAAACGACGAAUUCGACUGCAUCAUUAUUCCCUAAGUUAUUAUGUUGUUGUGUAUUUGACGAUAAUUUCAUUGUUCAAUGUUUUUACGAAGCGCAACGGUGUGGAGUGCCACAGCGUCGAAGGUUCAUGUCCUCAAGUUUGUACAUGUAAAUGGAAGGGCGGCAAACAAACUGUCGAAUGUUUAGAUCGUCAACUCAUCAAUAUUCCUAAAGGCAUAGAUUCAUCGACACAAGUACUUGAUAUGUCGGGAUCUAACUUGCAGAUCUUACCCGGAGAGACAUUCCGACGUGCCGAACUGUUGAAUCUACAAAAACUUUAUUUAAGAAACUGCCGACUUGGGCUAAUCGAAUUGGAUUUAUCGCACAAUUUAUUGACGUCAGUGCCGGCGGCAACAUUCCAAUACAUUACAUCGCUUCGCGAUCUCACGCUAGCUAGUAAUCCGAUACAGAAAAUUGAAAGUCAUGCGUUUAGCAACAUAUUAAGUCUGACGAAAUUGGAUGUGUCGCAUUGUGAUUUGCAAAGCAUUUCAGCAUCGGCAUUCGAAAAUCUUGAUUCGCUUCACUCGCUUAAGCUCAAUGGAAAUAAAUUGUCGGAGUUGCGAGGACGAACAGUGGAAACGUUAAGUAAACUUCAUUGGGUUGAACUUCACGAUAAUCCCUGGUUAUGUGACUGUCGUAUGAGAGCGACAAAGCUUUGGCUGACUGAAAAUAAUAUUCCUUACCCGGUUGCUCCGAUAUGUUCAGGUGGGCCCGAGCGUGUCAUCGACAAAGCAUUUUCUGAGCUUCAUGUCGAUGAUUUUGCAUGCAAGCCAGAAAUGUUGCCAGCACGUCGGCAUGUUGAAGCUGUUAGCGGCGAUAAUGCGACGAUUAUUUGUCGAACCGGGGCAAUUCCAUCAGCGACAAUAACAUGGUAUUGGAAUGGAAGACUGCUUAUCAACAACACUGCGUUUAGUUCUUAUCAGAAAGUUCACAUCUAUGAAGAUGGUAGCUUUGAAAAGCGUAGUCGUUUGGUGCUAACAAAUGCUCAAGAGACAGACUCAAGUGAGUUUUAUUGUGUUGCCGAAAAUAAGGCUGGAAAUGCUGAAGCAAAUUUCACUUUACAUGUUUCAAUGAGAUCUGUUGCAAUUGCUUUUGGCAAUGGACAAAUUGCUGGACUUAGUGCCGCCCUUAUCAUCCUCAUCGUUUUUAUUCUUCUCAUCAUAUUCUUCCUGCUUGUUCGGUUACGAAGAUUGCCGCAGGUUGAAACGAAAACACCAAAUCAAGUAGAAGUGAUAACAUCUGUAAGUCCAUCAAAUAACCACAAUGGAAAGGUAUGUUCAUCACCAACUAAUGCUGUUAAUUCUGUAGAUCGAAAAGACACCGGUGAUAUGAAGCAAACCAAUCCGGUGCAAAAACCACCACGUUUAACUGACAUCACAUAUUCAACGAGUCACUAUGAUGGUAAUGGAAGCGUUGUAAAUGUUGCUCAAGGCUUUGGUUCACCGACCGCUGGCAAUAAUCCCGAUUUGAUUAACGAUACGAAACGACAAGAGAGCGGUCCCGAUAUGUCGACAAUUGGUAUUGACGGUAGUGCGGUAUUGCCAUUAGCAACGUCAGGCAAUUUAAGCUGUGCAACUAAUAAUUUACUUGCGUCACUUAGCGGGGUUGAUGGUAUUGAUCGUCCUGGAAGCGGUGAAUAUAGUCGAGCCGGUUGCGAUUCAUUAUAUCCAUCGGGGUUGUGGGAGACAACAAAUUUAAAUACAAAUCUUUUACUCGAACAAGCAAAUGAAUUGUAUAUGAAUAGAUCGACAAGCUCUACGGGAUCGACGGUCAACAAUUUCAAUAAUUAUUCCGAUAAAAUGCCAAUUAUUGAAAGUGGCAAACCAUCGAAUACGAAAAUAAAUUUGGAUGAUGAAACGUCAUCGUCUGACUUUAUGAAUCGAACAUUUUCAAGAGCCACAAUCAACGCUCAACAUAACAUCAACAACAAUGUUCAAAAUAUUGAAAACGACCUGAAUAAUUCGAUGGCUUCAGGCUAUCCAUCGGACUAUGGAUUGCCAAUUGUUCCCGGUGCAGAACAGCAGCAACAUCAUUAUAGUAAAUUCAAUGCAAUUGGGUCGUCGAAUAAUCCAUCAACGAUUGCUAAUGGUGGAAUUCCAAUGAAUGCGAAAACAUUGAGAGUUUGGCAAAAGGGCGGUGUACCGGUUCUACCCCCAGUGACAGCCUUAAAACGUGCAUUAACCAACAGUAGAAACUCACCUGACGAGGGUUAUCAAGAAGGAUGCGGGACUGAUGUGUAG
Clunio marinus is the source of this 2382-nucleotide messenger RNA. The record is from the annotation of a GenBank genome assembly. NCBI's taxonomy places the organism in Eukaryota, Metazoa, Arthropoda, Insecta, Diptera, Chironomidae.